GUCACUUCUGAUAAGCCAAGGAAAGGCUCCCGAGGAAAACUGUUACAUUAUAGCAGAUUUUUGCUAUUUCAUCAAAUUAUUCCGCAAAUGUAAACGAACAGCAAUCAGGCAUAGUCUAUCUAGUCACGGAAAUAUGGAAUGUGUGUUUCAUUGGCUUUUUGAGAAUUGAUAGUGAGCUCCUGUCAAUGGAAGCCGUGAUGGAGGUUAAGGAGUCAGAGACAGCCAUGGCGGGUUUUGAGGAGUCAACGGAAGCCACAAUGGGCGUUAAGGAGUCAAUUUCAGCCGCCAUGGACGUGAAGGAGUCCAUGUCAGCCAUGAUGGAAGUUAAUGAGUCAGAGUCAAAUGAAGCCGUUGUGGACAUUAAGGAGUCACAGGGAGCUGUUAUGGAACUCAAGAGGCAGUCUUCCUCCUCUGGCGGCCAGGGGCGGGACAGAGACCGGGAGUCGGACAGCUAUCUCCAGCACCUCCAGUGUCCCCAUUGUCUGCUCCAGUGUAAGAGCCACUGCAGCUACCUCAUCCACAUCGCUAAGAUCCAUCCAAGCCGCCUGGAUGACACGCCUGUGGGUCGCCUGGGCAACGCCAUCUUCUACCAGCGCACGGCACGGCUGUUCCACUGCAGCUUGUGUUUCCACACGGCCAGGGAGUUCCCUCGCCUCUACGACCACCUGCUCACCUGCCACUGCCUCUCUGGGAAGGGUCAGGGUGAGGAGGGAGAAGGGGAUGAGCGUAGGGGGGAGGGGGGAGAAGAACAGGAAGGUGUCAGUGUAGAUGUGCUUUCAAAAGACAGUAGUAUUCCUCUCAGUGAGCCCAAUGCAGAAGAGGAGGAUGAGGACAAAGGAGGAGCGAAGAAAGAGGAAGGUAGGAAAAGAGGACUAGAGGAGAUGGAGGAAGGCGAGGAUAACGAAGACGACUCCCGCUCAGCCGGCAGCCCCAUGAAACGAAAUAGAAGCUCUACGGCAGGCAGUGAGGAAGAUGAUCAUGAUGAAGAGGAAGAGGAGCUACAGACCAACAACAACAAAAAAAGUGACAAACACAAAAAGCAGGAAGAGGCCUUCCUGACCAAAUAUAUCCAGCGCCAGGGGGGUCGCUACAACUGUCGCCUGUGCGGCAAGCGCUCCAAGAUGAAGGGCCAUGCCAUCUACCACGUUAGCUACAAGCACGACGUGCCCAAACCUUACUGCUGUAAAGAGUGUAGCAAGGCCUUCAUACUAGAGUAUUCGCUACUCAACCAUAUCUACCACAACCACAGACAGGGCAUGUACCGCUGCCUCUUCUGCCCCUUCAGCUCUGACGUGGUGUGGGGCAUAAAACGCCAUGGCAACCGCUGCAAUGCCCGAAGCGGGGAGGAGGGGGAGGGCAGCAAUGGAGAAGAGUGAUUGGUUAAUGGUUGAUUACACAUACUUUACCUUGGUAAUCAGGAGAAGGGACAUUACAGCCAGGCCUAAAUUAUCUAGGUUCUAGAAUCUCUUUGCAUUGUACAUCUACUAGGCUAGUAACCCUAGGUACAGUAGAUUCCACUGUCACAGAGGUGUAGAUUCUCAGUGAAGCAUGUAUUUACUUCCUCUGUCCACACAGUGAUGAAGAAUGAUGUACUUUGUCAUUCUGUUGACUUUUCCUGAUAUACGUCUGUGGAGCAGAUGGACUCAAAUGUAGAAUAUGUACUUUGUGAACUCGCAAACAGCCGUAAUAUGUACAUGACAGCAGUUGAUGACUCAUAAUGCUACACAAUGAAACUAUCAACUGACAAAACAUGUUUUUGUGUGUAUUUUUUACCUGCCUUUGUAUUAUCUUUAUUACAUGGGAUGUGUUUGUAUCUUGGAAAACAAUACAAUAAAAAUAUUACAAAUUUUA
Oncorhynchus masou masou (cherry salmon) is the source of this 1851-nucleotide messenger RNA. RefSeq names its product chromosome alignment-maintaining phosphoprotein 1-like. Gene Ontology annotation, biological process: attachment of mitotic spindle microtubules to kinetochore. Bases 186 to 1376 code for a protein of 396 amino acids. The transcript is spliced from 2 exons. The record is from RefSeq and is a predicted model, not a curated record. NCBI's taxonomy places the organism in Eukaryota, Metazoa, Chordata, Actinopteri, Salmoniformes, Salmonidae.